AUGGGUAACCAAGCCAGCGGUGUUCAAACGUCAACAUGGUUGGUACCACAUGGUUGGAGGAAGCGCGACUGCUUCUACGAAGGCUACAUUGAGGGUUUCCCUGUUUCGCUCGUGGCACUUAGCAUCUGCUCCGGCCUGAGCGGGAUCCUGCAGCUCACGAAUGCCAGCUACGGGAUCAAGCCUCUGGAGGCUGCAGCUGGGUAUCAGCAUCUCGUGUACCCAAUGUGGAACGAAAAUGUAGAGACUCAGCUGUUCGUAGAAAACAACUCUCUUGCCCGGACUGGGCAGGCGUCACGGAAGCUGGAGGACACAAUAGCAAGUAAGCAACCUGUCAGUAGAUCCCCUCGGUAUCUGGAAAUGCACGCAGUUUUGGACAAGGCUCUGUAUGACUAUAUGGGGGCAGACAAGGAUGCUGUGACGGCCAAGAUAGUUCAGCUUUUCAGCUAUGUGAACAGUAUGUUUGCUCGCCUCAAUCUGACGAUAGUACUGUCUUCCCUGGAGUUUUGGACAGAAAAUAACAAAAUCCCAACCACAGGAGAUGCUGAGGAGUUGCUGCAGAGAUUUUUGCAGUGGAAAAAUGUGCAUCGUGUGUUGCGGCUGCAGGACACAAUGUUCCUAUUUGUUUACAGGGAGCAGUCCCGUUACGUGGGGGCUUGUUCUGUGAGGAAGCUGUGUCUCAGAAAUCAUGCUGGAGCGGUUGCCUUGUACCGGAGGGCUAUGACGCUUGAGGCGUUUGCAGUCGUCGUGGCCCAGCUGCUGGGGCUCAGCCUGGGGAUGGCGUACAACGAACCCGGGAGCUGUCACUGCGCAGGAGCCGUCUGUGUAAUGCAGGCCAGCUCGGUGUAA
Messenger RNA from Aptenodytes forsteri (emperor penguin), 846 nucleotides. RefSeq names its product disintegrin and metalloproteinase domain-containing protein 2-like. Bases 1 to 846 code for a protein of 281 amino acids. The record is from RefSeq and is a predicted model, not a curated record. Gene Ontology annotation, biological process: binding of sperm to zona pellucida; proteolysis; cell adhesion. Lineage: Eukaryota; Metazoa; Chordata; Aves; Sphenisciformes; Spheniscidae. The transcript has 8 exons. Gene Ontology annotation, molecular function: metalloendopeptidase activity. Gene Ontology annotation, cellular component: plasma membrane.